UUAGGAGCUUCUAGGUUCUCUCUAUGGUCUAUCCAUAACAACUGGGUCCACCCUUAGGCACUUUUGUAUCCUUUCACUUAUAGCUCCUUUGAUCUUUCUUUGACCUUUUUAGAAUCCCUAAUUCUUGCCUUUUUGGCCCUUUUCUUCGAAUCAAUUCUUGUUUAGUUUUGCUUGGCUAUUCUCUCUUCUUAUCAUUUCCAACUGCUACUUUUGUACUCUUCAAAGUACAUGUUUUUUUUUCCCUUAGUGGGUGUUUCAAGAAUCGCUUGUUUUUGAGGUAAAGAAUCCAUUUUUGGUUCUGGGUUGGUCGAAUUUUGUGAUUUUUUUGGUGGGUUUUAAAAAUCUUGGUGAAUUUCUCUGUUUUUUCCAAGUGGGUCAGUUUUUUUGCAGUCAAGAAACUGACUUUAUGUUUUUUGAUCUGUGAGAUUGAGCUGUUUAAGCUAGGAAAAGUUUGAUCUUUGAAUUCUUGGGGUUGUGAAUUAGUUAAAUUUGGAGUGUGGGAUGAAUCUGUAGGAAGAAAAAAUGAAGAGAAAAGGUGAAGAGAAAGUUAUGGGGCCUAUGUUUCCAAGGCUUCAUGUUAAUGAUACAGAAAAAGGAGGUCCAAGAGCACCUCCAAGGAACAAAAUGGCUUUAUAUGAGCAGCUUAGCAUACCUUCUCAGAGAUUCAACAACUCUGGGGCAAAGUUGGGGCCACCUUCCUCAAGCCAGGGGAGCGGGCACGACAGAGUUGUAUAUUUCCCUGUACAACACCCUCCAUCCAGACAUCUAACUGAUAAACCACCUGGCCACAGUUCCGAUCCCACUACUCUCUUGCAACAAUAUGAAUUGAAAAAGAGAACAGAAGAGGAUGACUUUACUGUCCCUGUCUUUGUUAACUCCAAGCUUGGUCAGGCCAAUGGGAGUCAUAAUCUGGAUAUGGAAAAGCUCCCUCCCUCCGGUCCAGUCUUUUCAGGGCGUCCUAAUAAAGAGUUGGAAGGAGUUACAGAUCUAACUUUGAGACAACAGCGCAAUAGCCAAAACGAGGAGAAUCCCAAUUCUCUUGCUAGUAGAGAGAAAACAACCUCAAACUCUGCAUCCAAGGAAUGCAGAGUGGAUCCUCAGGUUGGUUGUACCAUCAUACCUGAAUCUGUUAAGGGUAUAGAUGAUGGCGAUCCGUAUCCCAUGAAAGAAUUUGCACCAGAAGAGCAGAUAAUUACUAAUGAUCUUAUUAAUGAUACGGAAACCCAGGAACACAGGACAUGCAAAUCAUUGCAAACAGGAUUUUUGGACCGAGGUGACGACUUAUCUGAGGCUUCUAUAGUGGAAUCUAUAUCUGGAACAGACAUCUCUCCUGAUGACGUUGUGGGAAUAAUUGGCUUAAAGCGUUUCUGGAAAGCCAGAAGAGCAAUUGUCAACCAGCAAAGAUUGUUUGCCAUCCAAGUGUUCGAGUUGCAUCGACUAAUAAAGGUCCAAAAGCUCAUUGCCGGGUCACCAAAUAGUAUGCUUGAAGAUUCUGCUUAUCUAGACAAACCUUUAAAGAAUUCGUCUGGCAAAAGACUUCCAUUGGACUGUAUUGUUAGAGAAUCUCAAAGUGUUCCGAAGCGCAAGAAUGAUUCUGAGAAGCCUAACUUCAGGAUGGAAUACUCUGCUGAAAGCACUGUGGGAAAGCCAUCUCUUUCUUCUGUGCAAAAUGGUAGCCAGCUCUCUAGCCACAGACCAUUUUCAGGAAAUCCACUGCCAACACCUGUGACAAAUGAUUCUAACGCGGGUCCUUGGUGCUUCCAACAACCUCCGGGGCACCAGUGGUUGAUCCCGGUGAUGUCUCCUUCUGAAGGACUUGUAUACAAGCCUUUCCCUGGACCUGGAUUCACGAGUGGGCCUCCAGGAUCGACUCCAACGAUGGGGAACUUUUUUGCUUCAUAUGGAGUUCCUGCUCCUCAUCUUCAUCACUAUCAAGGGAUGGGAGUUCCUUUUACGCCUCCAACUGGUCAUGGCUACUUUCCUCAGUAUGGCAUGCCGGUUUCGAAUCCACCAAUCUCAUCAUCUGCUGCUGAAGAAUCAAACCAGUUUACCUUGCCAGGUUUGCAACGCCAGUUUUCUGGAGUGGUUGAUAACUUUAAUAACAUUCAACAUGAGGACUCGAGUAAUGUUCCGAGUGAAAAGAAUGGAACUAUUCCCGAUGUUGUAAGGUUUCAGGCCACAAAAGAUAAUGAGCUACAUGCCAGCUCUGCAAGUAGUCCAAGUGAGAGACCUCAUGGAACGGACACCGCAGAAGGAAGAAACAUGCUCUCUCUUUUCCCCACAUCUCCAGCUACUGACAACCCUGAUAGUAGCCCCCAGGCUUGUGUGCCUGAUCAUCCAGCAAGAGUUAUCAAGGUUGUACCUCACAAUAAAAGGUCUGCCACAGAAUCCGUUGCUCGGAUAUUUCAGUCUAUACAACAAGAGAGAAAACAAUAUGACUCAGGUUUCACACAUCUAUAGGUAGCACCUUACUAUGUUGUGAAUAUGACCAUUUGGUCAUCCAAACUUAGAUGUAGUAGUUUCGGUCAAUUUGUUGUAACCUUUCUGAUAGUGUACGUUAUAGCUGGAGUUUAAUGUGGUUGCUUUGCCCACUAUGUAGAUAAGCAUACCUACAAAAUUGCAUUGUAUCUUUGCCCGGUGAUUGCUUAGUCCAGCUGUUGUAUACUGAAGUCAAUUUUGUUCCGUCAGUCGUCAUUUUGAGUUGUAAUUUAUCCUUAUGUUAUUCUCUUUCUUUCAAAAAACUAUUUCAAGUCA
This is a messenger RNA of Lycium ferocissimum, 2754 nucleotides long. RefSeq names its product ELF3-like protein 2. Gene Ontology annotation, biological process: regulation of photoperiodism, flowering. The transcript has 5 exons. Bases 523 to 2460 code for a protein of 645 amino acids. NCBI's taxonomy places the organism in Eukaryota, Viridiplantae, Streptophyta, Magnoliopsida, Solanales, Solanaceae. The record is from RefSeq and is a predicted model, not a curated record.